GUAUUUUACUACACCGCUCAAACUGUGCCCACAAUACUGAAUAUUUGAAUAAACGCCACUAACUUCAUAUCUGGAACUGUAGCAGCUGUUUAACAAACGUCAAACAAAAUUUCUUAAAUAAAAUAUUAAAGAAAUACGGUUGUAAAUAAAGUUUGUAUAAGAAUGGCUGCAUCAAGCAGGGAAGCGGUUAAAAGAGCUGUACAACAAGUACGUCCCAUUUUAUCAAUAAAUCGUGACGAGGCUCGAAAGCGUGCCUUAAAUUUGUACAAAGCCUGGUACCGACAAAUUCCGUAUAUUGUUAUGGACUAUGACAUACCAAAGUCAGUUCCCCAAUGCCGUGAAAAACUGCGAGAAGAAUUCGAAAAGCAUCGCAACGUUACUGAUAUACGCGUUAUUGAUAUGCUAGUUAUCAAGGUGAGCCCAUUUGUUAAUAAAUCAUAAUUAUAUAUAUAUUUC
Messenger RNA from Teleopsis dalmanni, 456 nucleotides. RefSeq names its product NADH dehydrogenase [ubiquinone] 1 alpha subcomplex subunit 6-like. Gene Ontology annotation, biological process: response to oxidative stress. Bases 163 to 441 code for a protein of 92 amino acids. The transcript is spliced from 2 exons. The record is from RefSeq and is a predicted model, not a curated record. Lineage: Eukaryota; Metazoa; Arthropoda; Insecta; Diptera; Diopsidae.